Messenger RNA from Fomitiporia mediterranea MF3/22, 674 nucleotides. RefSeq lists its product as uncharacterized. The record is from RefSeq and is a predicted model, not a curated record. Bases 99 to 620 code for a protein of 173 amino acids. Lineage: Eukaryota; Fungi; Basidiomycota; Agaricomycetes; Hymenochaetales; Hymenochaetaceae. The transcript is spliced from 3 exons.
CUCGAAGCGAGACUCGUCGCGAACACGUUCCCCGAAACUAUCUCACCGACAAGCUCGAGCAAAACAAAGGAACUCGCUUGUCGGUUGGAAUCGGCAUAAUGGAUACUCAAAGGCGUAAUGAUAAGGCUAGGUCGUACAAUGAAUCUGUGGAACCGCGAGAACGAGCAUGUUUACUUGUCACACCAUCCGCGUCGACUCGAAAAAGUCGUAUACGUAUGAGUCCUCUCGCCUGGCUACAGGCCUUUUCUUCGGUAUCUAUCCUCGAAAAUACUGGAAGUGUUGCGCGUGAUCACCUGGCCUGCGAGCGCACUUACCUGUCGUAUGUCCGCACAUCGUUGACUUGUGCCGCUAUUGGCGUUGCUCUUGUACAACUGGUAUUCGAUUCAGAUGUUGUCGUUUCCGAAGCCCUGCUGCAUCCCGUAAAGGUCACGAGCGUGUCCAUCGGUGUGCUUGGCCUAGGUAUAAUGCUUUCUGCUGUUGCCAGAUUCUUUGAGAUGCAGAACGUACUGAUUAAUGGGAAGUUUCCAGUCGCAGGAAUGGUCGUUUGGUCGAUUGUGUUUAUCACUGGUGUUAUCACUCUAAUAACAUUUGGGCUGAUAUUCGGAGUCGUACAUAAUUGAUUUUCAGGCUUAUUAUCUUAACGGAUCUUGAAAAUCCCUUCCGGCAGCGCUUAC